GUCCAUGCUUAACUUUUUCUUCCAACCAAGUUUUAGGUGUAUAGUUUAGGGGAAAGUUAGUUACAGUACAGUAUCUGAUAUUGAAUGGCCAGAUUUGAGCUCAAAAGCACCCGAAAUAGCACGGUGGGAAAAACUCGUAGAAAACAGCAGCCGUUGUACUGCACUCAUGGCCAUCAGAAAAUCAUUGCUCUGCUCCGGGCCUUUUUUUUAUCGAACUAAUGGAAGAAAGAAAGCAGCCCUCCGGCCCCCUCCUCCCGAUACGUUCGUUACAGUGGUUGGGGUUGGACGGACUCGGACCUCGAGCCUCGACAUUGUUGGCCACAGUCACUGGCCCAACCGUAGUACUCGUACGUUCAACGUCGUCGCCUCUUCCCGUAGAUUAGGAGCUAGAUCCAAGUGA
Messenger RNA from Marchantia polymorpha subsp. ruderalis, 400 nucleotides. Lineage: Eukaryota; Viridiplantae; Streptophyta; Marchantiopsida; Marchantiales; Marchantiaceae. The record is from the annotation of a GenBank genome assembly.